AUGGAAGUCGUACGCAAGCGUCAGAAGCGCCAGAAGCCCGUUGCAGUUAAGCAUGAGGAAGAGGACACGAAUGCGAUAUGGCGUCGCAGUGACAUAGAGGAGAAGACUAUAGUGGAAGAAAGAAUGACUGAGCUGGAUACCAAUAAGGAGCUAAACGAAUUGGAAGAGCAGCUCCACUGCAAUGAGGAGGAUGUGACGACGUUGUUGGUACCGGACGGAGAGGUGGCAAGCAAACAGGAGCUCGGUAUAGCCAUAGAAGGGGCAGACUUGCGACGUGUGCAAGUGUACAAUAAGGAAGAAGAUUGUGGGGAGAAUGAAAAGAUUCCACAAGGACAGGACAUCGUUUGCGAAAAGAUAAUGAAGACAGUGAAGACUUCGGACCGCAAAAGUAUUGGUUCACGUGUGAUCGGGAUGGAAAGUGGAUGCAUUUGUGCGCCUUCAGCUCCAACUUUCGAAGUAGGUAUACCCGAUCCUUUGGACAUUCCAGCAAUGUCUUCACUUCCAAAUCAGGCAGUCCAAUCGUCCCCGCCUCCGAUUCGGACGUCGGCGCCACGUGCUUUUCAUGAGAUUACAUUAGUUGUUAGUGUCGAUCCAGAACAGGUACCUGCGGCCCCUUCAGAACUUGGCGAUGAUGACGUGGCUGAGUGUUUGAGCACGACUCCGUCGGCACCAUUGUUUUCUCCUACGAUGUCGAAGAAGCUGCAUCGCGACAUCGUAUCAUCGCAAAGCUCGGAGAAGCUGAGUCCGACCGUAAGAUCGCCACCGAAGUCAGUAGCAGCAGCAUCGGUGGAAGAUGCGAGCGUGAAGGUGCGAGAUUCCUUAGCAAAAUCGUUUCAGGCCGCAAAACAAGCUGGAAUACGUGGCAUUUAUCCGCCAAUGCCUCGACAAGCCAUAAAAUCAACGACACUAGCAGCAGAAGAAGAUAGGGGUGAUACCCACGCAAGUUACCAGCAGCUCCUUAAGAAAUCGCAUGUCCAUGUGAAGCUGGAUCCAUUCACAAGUUACGAGACGAACCUUAUGCGAGCCGAGGUGUCCCAGAAGCGUCAAGAACUGAAAAUGCGUCACAUUGAGACCGUAAAAGGAGAAUUGUACACUCGGGUUGAGUGCUAUCUGUACUCGGAGUACAUAGUGCACGACGCCGCUUCGACGAUGAGCGAGGACAAAGAGAAGAUUGAUCUGUUGAUUAAGAAAGUGUGGACUUUGGAAAGAAAGCGCGUUUCUUCGUCACAGCGCUGCGGUGACAGCGUGGAGAUUGAGCAGCAAAUGGAGUUUCAAGCUGCAAAGUUGGAGACGGCUCAGCUGGAGAAGCUGAGAUCUCAUCUUGAUGAGAUUCGUCAGCAACGAACGACCAAGGCGUCAAUGCAUACCUUUGAUCGCGCAACUUCUUAUCUUCGUGUUGAGCAAUACCUGAAUAGCGUGUUGCAAGAGCCGGAUCUGGUAAUGUAUCUUAACAAAACGAUUUCAUCUUCUGGAGAUAUCAGUAAUAUCGAUGCUAUCCCGGAGAGUGCAAACUUUCACGAGACUUUGCCGGAGGGCUCGUCGCUUGCCUCGUCGGUGGAUCAUCUCAAGUAUUGUAUUGAUGUGCUGAUUUAUUUUGAGAAAAAAGUGACGCUAGAGGAAAAAGGCGCGUUCGGGCGCGUGCCACGGUCAUUCCAUCGCGGUGAGCUAAUCUGGGAUAGCAGCAACACAACGAUAAGGGGCAGCGCCGCGGGUGGUACUGGUGUGGAGUGCAAGAUCAAGUGCUACGCGUGUGGCAGUGUGAACAUACCAAUGAAAUCUAGCCAGUGGUGCAAUUCGUGUGAUAUGUGUGAUAUGCUGCUGUAUCUCCCACCGUCAUCCGUAUCAACGACAACGAACGAGUGGUUUCAAAGCGUAUUACGGUUUCGUCAGUCGCUGCAGAAGUGGAUUACAGUAUGUGUGCAAACUCUUAUGCGCACAAAAUCUCUUUUAAAUACGCCAUAUCUGUUAAUGCAUGCGAUGUACUUGCCUCGUGUUUCAACCGAAGAACGGUCGUGGUUCUUACGAUUCUUGCACUUCCCGCGGGCCAUAGUGCGAACUGAUGGAUCGUUAAGGAAUGAGUGGAGUGAAGAUCUGGUGGACCACUAUAUUGCGAUGAUACAUCUGGUGUUCCAUCCUGAGAAGUUGCGGAAAAUGUCGGUAGUUGUGUCCAGCGGGCCUUCCAGCGGUACAACGUUUGCAAAGAGUGCCAACGUCGGCGCACCUGAUCAAAAAGGACUUGUUUCUUCCGAAUGGGUCUUGUUGCAGAAUCCGGAAAUGUUGGAUCGAUAUUACCUCUCGGACGAAGAUUUUGUCGCUGUUCUGAACCAAUUUCCAAACACGUUUGCGUUUGAGCAGUUAUUUAGCUGCACCACAGACGUGAAAAAGUGUUUUAGUCGAGCUUUGACGCUGGUGUUGGAAUUUACUCAUGGUUUCCAAGUAUUUCAAGAGUUCGAAAAGUUGCCGACGCGAAUUGCACAGCUACUUGGGCAACUACUUCUUGGUGCGGCGGAGCUUCCUGGGUCAGGCUGUACAGAGAACUCCGACAUGAAAGACACUAUCUACUAUCCGACACUCUUUGACCAGCUGUUUCUUUCCAGUUUGUGUGGUUUGAUGACAGCUGAUUGUAAUCGCGUGGCUUGGAAGGGUAUGUGCUUGUAUCCUUAUCGAUCAUUGUCAGUGCUGGCGAAGUGGGAUGCGCUGGCGUUGCUUCUAUUUAAUCUCCAAAGCAUACCGACAGAGGCGAAAACGGCUUCUGGGUGGAUGCAGUUUAUUGGUGCAUCCAACGUUCAGGAAGUCGAUAUUCGAGCUCCGGCACGUCAACGCCUAUACAAUCUUAUUCAUUUGGAUACGGAGAGCGCGGUAUAUGUGCUAAAUGCGGUUGCUAGUCUUGCGGCAUCGUGUCAGCCCACUACAUGUGCUAACGACAAUCGAUUAGGCGAGCAGCACGAUUUGAUAUAUGUCGCAGUGUACGAGUUAUUUAUUGCAGGAUACACUGUUGAAUAUUGUUGGCAUGCGCUUGGCGAAAAUGGUGAGCGAGCAGCGGUCCCGUUGAGUACCAUUUGUUUGUCACACACGUGGGUGCUUUCGCAUCUCAUUAUGCUGGUUUUUAAGUAUCAUCAAUGCGCGGCAACGUGGAUUAACGUGUUUGAGACGUUUCCAAUAAAUCGUUGGGUGCCGACAGCUGAAGAUUUGCUGAAUAUAGAAAAAUGGCUACAGCUUGAAGAUAUAACGGCCCCACGCAGUGCGCUGGCUCGUUUUCUUCUUGACCGUAUCAAUUGGGAGUACGACGUCAAGCUGCAACGGUUGUUUACAAACGCUAUGCUCCAUCGACAAGCAGCUCUCAUGGUUUCUGAAGCAUUAGUUGUCUACAAGAAGCGACAGGGACGUGCAGGUGAUUUUGAUGCCCCUACUGUAUCGCCUGGAGGGGGGCCGCUUCAAAAGCUGGAGGUUGCUUCGAUUGCCGAAUCCAUUCGGCGCGCCUUAUGGCUAGACAAAACGGUAGAUUUCGAGAAAUGGUGCUGGAAACUUAUGCUCAAGUUGAAAUUUCAUUCAUUAGAGACGCACGAGCCACUGCUACCGCUUAUCAACCUUCGCCACGAUCGAUCUCGCGAGGCGUUGACUUUGCGCAGGUGGUUUGCUGAAGCAUCCAUGUUGCCUUUUCGCAAUGUAUUUCCAUUUUAUACCUCGCUAGAGGAGCAAUUAUGGCAAAUUUAUGGGCACGCCGGCAACGAUGGAAGUAGCAAGAUGGAUGCCGAGAUUGGAGGAGGCUCUGGCGCUCCUAUUGAACAAAAUUGUCGAAUGAUUUUAACACCUCAAAACCAUGAAGGCUUGAGCAGAGCUGAUAUCGUCUCAACAACCACAGCCACCGCAGCACCACAGAUGGAGCCCAUUGUAGCCUACGUCAUUUGCCAGAUGACAACGUAUGUGUUUAGUGACCGCCUCGAUCGCUGGGAGCCCCUGCUUGUACUGCUAAAAAACAGCCUUUUCUUGGCAGCUAUUAGUGUGCUCGAAAACUUGUUGCCUCUACUAGCACGAUUGGACAAGAAUCGACACUGCCUAUUGAAACCUGUGCCAGCGUCGGUGCUUCAGAGUGAGGACGAAUCCAAGACGUCAGUCAGACGUAUAAAAUAUGCAGGUUCACCGAUCGACGACGUGCGAAGCGGUGGUGUGAUGGACGGAGACAAUAAUGAGCUUGAAGUUUGCAUGGCCGCAAUGCAAGCUAUGUCCACUGAUGAACUGCUGAACCUGUUAAACUCACUGCACGAGUUCUCGUACAUCAAUACUCAUGAGCUCCAUUGCAUGCAAGAAGUUCUGAACAAGGGUUACAUCGGCGGGUGGGAAAGAACAGCAAAAGAGCGGGUUCUAGUAAAGCUGCGGUUUGUACGUAACUGCAGUCAUUUUUUGCACCCCAUUGUGCUACCUGCGCUCAUUAACGAGUGUUUUCCUGAAUCAAGCACCAUGUUGGGCACAACUUCAGCUCUAUUUCAUGGGGCAAUGUCGUGGAUCGCCUCAGCACUAGGGACUGAACAUAGCACAGGGGAUUCACCAUCAAUGGUAGCAUCGUCGACUUGUGCUGCUCUAUCCAUUCGAAACUCAUCGUUAACUGCUACGACUACUUCACACCCAAUUUCCACGAGAAACGGAUUCCCGAAAUCGACGAAAUUGUUGUGCGCGAUGAUCAGACGAUCCUUUGAAUAUUCAACGAACGACGUGCUACUUGCAGAGUCAAUGUGCUUUUUGGUGAAGUCUUUAUUGCACGUUCCGUUUUGGUAUGACAAUGGCGCGUUCCGACACGUCCUGGAUGACAUGUUGCACUGCAGUAUGGAAGUUUACUGUGUCGCAAAAGGUGCAGAGAACAAUCACGCAGUCACAGAUUUAUCGUCCGUUGUAAUGUACGAACUGGUCGAUUUACUUGAGGCUGCUUUUGACUCCUUUUGUCAAAGCUUUGAAAGGAGAGAAGAAAAGACGAGGCAGACCGAGCUCCAGUUUUUCGAUGACGAUCCGGUUGUUGUGAUGAGUUUCCUUCCUUCAGUCACCGCCUCUGCAAUGUUUGCCUCAAUGCUUGGGGGUUCAUUUGAUGUGGCGCAAUGCGUGAGUGGAUGUCCGUAUUUGGCUCUGUGGAGUUUACUUGUCGAAACUCGAAAGGAGGUUCCGCUGUUUUUGGCAAUGGGGCAGCUUAUGAUAAAAUUCGAGCCUAAGACUAAGACGAAGUUGGAAAAAAUGAAAAAAAAUGAAGGAAUGCUAGCUACUGCGCUUGAUGCAAUAGGAAAGGAUGCGUGUAUCGAUGAGGAGGCAGCGAGCUGUACGUCUCAUUUCGGCAGUCCGUGUGCAUUUGGUCAUACUAGCCUUGAUUGUCUAUCGCAGUACAAGAUAUACCGCUGGUGCAACUACUGCUUGGAUCUGUCCGAGUCCGAGCCGACGCAAAUUAUAUACUGGCAGGUAUUUUUUGCGCUGUACUUUGCAGCUGCUGACGGAUCUCGUGUCUUUGGGCACCAUUUUCUAGAUCAAUCAAGUACGUCUAACACAAAGGGUAUGUCCUUGCGAAAGCGUCUUCAGAUUAAAUUACAAAUGCUCGUAAACUACUACUCUAGUCAAGCACAGGUUGUGUUAACUGCGACAAGUGGUUCGGGUAGACGGACAUCAAACGGUGCGAAUUUGGCGACGGAUUUGAAAGAGCGGCGAUAUGCUCACCUUGUGGCACUUUCCCAGAUAUACGCUGCUAUGGGCGCUUGGGUCGAAGGAGAGGAUCCAAAUCAGUGGCUGAAAGAAGAUGAAUUAUCGGCUUUGCCGCCUCACUACGAGGUUGACCGACUCGAAGACGUUUUGCGCCUCAGCGAUCGGUUGCUUAACUCAGAUUCGGGCAAGAUGAAAUGGUCUGACUUACCUUUGUGGAUAAGUUGGUGUGGCUUUGAGUUCACUGUUAGACGAAGUACUUUUACCGUGGCCGUGGACGAUAAAUACGAUAGCAGUGCCCGUUGUUCGGGGCUACCCACUUCUCCACCAUUCGCCGCAUUUGGCGAAGAAGACGGUUUCGCGUUUGUGGAAGAAACGUCGGAGCUAGCACGACGGCGUGGUACCUUCGAAGGGCAUGCUGGACCAAAUGGUCUCGAUAUCCGACCCUUGUCUAUAAUACCAGGUCCCUCUGGCCUAACUUUAUUGCCAAUAGUGUCAGUUGUGAUGUUACCAGAUCGGUGUGUCGUGACACAAUCAGAUUCAAUCGAUAAAGCUGGCCUAAACGCUGUGGCCACGAAAUACUCGGAGAAUUUGUCCGUUCUUGUGACGCUUGAUGCUGAAAUGAUGGAGAGCGUAGCUCAACUUUAUGUUUGUAAAGCAAGAGCAGUCACGCAAUGUCUACCAUGCCCAGAAGGCUCAAAUUGUAGCAGUCCUGCUGUAUGUCGAUUUGAGUUUAUAGAAUGGGCGAUCAACUCACGAGCAGACGACGCCAUAAAAUCAAUUCGUGCCCAGGGUGAGCGGUGUGACAUGCAAUCUAUGGUGAUAACAAGCGAAACACCAUUGCUGAAGGAAUACGAUGGCCAAACUCAUGAGGAAGGUAGCACGGAUAUCACGUUGAGAACGUCUGUGUCAGCUGAACAAUUCCUCCAGCUUGAUGAAAGUGAAUUUAUGCUAUCUCUUCAGAUUUUGCUCAUUGAUGAAGUCGUGCGUACGCUUGUUGUGGAACGCGAUAAGCUUUUACGGUUGAAACGAACAUUGAGGAAUGAAGCGUCAACAAAUGCGACAGCGCCCGAUGAUGUGUUAGAGGGUAGCGAGGUAGGGGACGUUGCUGUGGUGAGCAGUACUGCUGACGGCGGCGUCCUGUCACCUCUCCAGCAUAUAGAGCGAGAUUUUGACCGUCUGCAUGAAAAAGGCCUUGAGUGGUUUCGCCUUUUUACCGAGCUCGAUACAAAGCUGUUACGAAUGUUGCCACCGUUGCGCGAAGCGCUCUGGCGAUCUAUCAAGCAGCUGGGAUUACACUUUGUCUGUGUUGACGAGCGCGAGACGUGCACACUUCUUCAACUGAUGCUAGAAGAUCCGUCCCGUAUCACACUUCUCAGUGGGUGUUUCUUUCCGGCGGCGUUGCCGCUGCGUUUUGCUGAAAUGUUUGCAAAGUUGAUGAGUGCAAGCAGCUCGUCUAAACUUUCAAGCGAAGAGAAGCUCAUUGUCCUGCACCGCUUCGAUUUUCGAGCUUGGUUGAACGCUAGAAACCAACAGUCACCCACCAAAUUUGAUCGCGAUACUGUUUUGUGCAUGAUUCUGGGAGAUGUCGGUCACCACUUUCCUGCAGAUCGCAAGUUGGAUGGUCCUGCCUUAGAAAUCCAGGGCGCCAAUGGAUGUGCUCAACCGGAUGACAUGCUACGUUUGUACGCUGAGGUGCUUCAGCUGUUGUGUUCUACUUACUUGGAAGACCACAUUGAGAAAAUAGUGCGUGCUCUGGUCGGAGUCCACCAUGACUACCGACAUCAGCCGUCAUUUGUAGACAGCACCUCACCUGUUAGUUUUGUUGACUGCACGGGAAGCUCUAUGGCUUCGGCUUUACCGCGGCCAAUGGAUUUUUCAGUGUGGGAGGCAUUGAUUGGUGUUCCACUAGCUCGUUGGAAAAAGCUUUCGUUGGUGAACAUCAGGGCUUGCGUAACGUUCCUUAGCGAGCACAUGACAUCGCUGAGGUGUCAAGGUGGUUUGCCUUGUGUCUCAAAUGGUGGAGCUAGUGAAAACGUUGUACGUGGCAAUAGGUUGACAAACGUGGUGUCGACUGCUUCGAUGAAGUAUCCCAUUGUGUAUUGGCAGCGGCUUGGGAUUCUGAGAGGACUCCUGGAUUUGUUUGCGCUGUGCUGUCGUGCUGCCCCAGAUGAGCACCAGUGGGAACUUAUCACUGCGUUUUUCGAACCGUUGCUCUCAACAUUAUACCAGCCUGCAACAAACCAAAAAGGUUCCGGGAUAAGUGCACCAUGGUCCGAAGGAGACACCCUUUCUACAGGUUCUACCGUUUGCUCUUGCUUCGUGGCUAUAUGCGCCGAGUACCUGAAAAUGCAGUCUGCAGCGGGUCCGACACGUGAUGUUAACCAGCACUCAACGACACAAUCAGUGAAGCUGUCACAAAUUUGGUCCUUCUACCUUUUGGCUCUUGUUCCGCGCGCGCCUGCUUACAUUUGCAAGUGCUUUUAUCAGUUCCUGACGCGGCUGGCAUGGGAGCACUGGUGUUUGACUUUGGAUACCGUGCAGCAAAUGCGCAAACUCAUUCAGACAGAAAAGCAGCACCUCACGGGAGUAGUGGGUGUGCCCACCGCGCAAUUGGUUUCUACUCUGCACUCUACAUCGUCAUCAUAUCCGUAUGUGUCAUGGUUAGUGCGCGACGUAUUAUGCCGAACGACAUGGAGAUCAACCAAUUCUUGGCUGGAAGCACAAAGUGAGGCGGUGCGCUCGUCUUUCCUGCUGGAAUUCGCGAAGUUGUGCCUUGAACUGGCCCUAGACUUAAUGCACUUACGCUUUAAGUCUGGUCACACAGUGUCUACGAAUGUUCUUCCACCUUACUUUGUUAAUUUCAUAAAGCAGCAAUCAGCGAUGUGGACAAAUUGGAGGUUGACGAUAGAUGAUUUGAAAAUGCUACUGCAGUUCACGUCGGAUGCGGUCAUGGAGCCGCUCACAAGUCAAGUGGACACGAAAACUUUGACAGUAAGUGGGUCUAAUUUGCCAGUACCAAACAUAGCGUUGAUGCAGGACGCGUUCGCAAGACUGCAACUUGUCCUGCGGCUUCUUGGCCAGAUAACUACACUACACCAUGGCAAACUUUCCACUCCGGAAAGCUUGCAGCGGGUCAACCUGUUUUUAAAUUUCGUCUUCAAUGUGUUUGAAGUAAACGAUCGUGGUUCGUUGAGCAAUAACGCCCACACAUGCGAGUAUGGUGCGUGGUUAAUGGUAUUGUAUGGUUCCAGCUGCGCAUCUCUGUACGAGAAACUGGAUGAGAUUGUACACUAUUACAAAGUCAGAGCCAGCGAUAAGGCCGACGUGAGCGAGAAUGGUAUUUCCGAGGAAGAUUUGGCGGCCACGAUAUCAUGUGUCCUGCGAUUUUACAAUCUUUCAAUAGUGGAGGUGUUCUUUAACACGGUGCAAGACGAAGGAGGGUUAAUCUGUGGUGGAGAAAGCUCUGCAUCAUCAUUAUCAGGGUCUAACUGGAACAAGUGUGGCAAUGUGGUGCUUCUUGUAAUUGAUGCCCUUGUACGUGAUUUUGCGUCCCGACAAAAGGCGUUGGAAGAGUGUGAGCAUGAUCCAUCGGUUCAUGCUUGUAAAGACAAGUCUGCAAACCAUACGGGUAUCUCUGCGACAGAGAUACCAGCAAAAAUGAUUGGGAUGCCCCUAGGAAAAGUACUGUGGGCUUUCCUGGCCUUUCGGGGUGGAGAGCUGGCCUGCAUGAGUGCCUGUGGGCGUACGUUAGCUUCUGUUCACGUGAUGAGUCAGGCAACAGAGAAAUGCAUUGAGAAGUGGGUCAUUGAGGAGCGUCGAGGGAUGUGGGAUGCGUUGGCGUUGCGGUUGCACGUGCCGGAGUUAAGUGGCGAUGAGUUUGAGGCAGCGUGUUUGGAGCAAGGGAAGCUGCUCACCCUAUUGGUCCUCUUCCUGCAGCAGGUGCGUCGCGCUCCAGUGUUGACAGAGUCAUUGAGUGUGGCGCUACUGACGAAAUUGAUGGGAUGGAUGGAGCGUAUUCGGGUUGGCACAACUGCGCUGUCUCAAAUGAAGUUGCUGUUUUUGGCUGCGGAGGUGACAAACUUUGUGUGCAAACCACUCGCCGAGGCGCUACCUUCAAUGCUGAAGAAACAGCUGCUUCGGCAACUGUGCGAUCUAUUGCUGGAAUUGGGCCAUGCGCGCCGUAACAACGGAUUGAUGAAAGCAAUUGGCCUCGGUGGCCCUUUGCAGUAUGGUUUCGAGUUCCACGUCUCCUGUUUGGCGGCAGGCGUAUUUCUGCGGCUGCAGACACGCCAUGGUGCGCCAUUACGAGUGGAUGAUCGUAUUUCAUUCAAGAUGACUCGUACCACGGAGAAGCACUUGCGUUUUCUGGAGACACUGCUACAGAGCAAAGAUGCCCGCCGACUCGGUGGGCGUGCUGAUGCCUUACUGGAUUUUUCUCGCGAUCCACGCCGAAGUCUUGCAGACCAGGACGAAUUCUUCGUGUCGCUUUUUUCGGGUAUGUAUCCUGCUCAAGGAUGGCUACUUGCAAAAUGCCUGUCUUGA
This is a messenger RNA of Peronospora matthiolae, 10218 nucleotides long. NCBI's taxonomy places the organism in Eukaryota, Oomycota, Peronosporomycetes, Peronosporales, Peronosporaceae. The record is from the annotation of a GenBank genome assembly.